Effrenium voratum is the source of this 816-nucleotide messenger RNA. Lineage: Eukaryota; Dinophyceae; Suessiales; Symbiodiniaceae. The record is from the annotation of a GenBank genome assembly.
AUGAAACUGAAAGACAAAAACGUCAUCAUCACCGGCGGGGCUGGCGGCAUCGGUGCGGCCCUGGCCAGACAGUUUGCAGAAGAAGGCGCAAGGGUCGCCUUGGCGGACCUGGACAAGUCCGGAGCCGAGGCAACGGCGUCGCAAAUUGGCGGCCUUGGACUUGGCUGCGAUGUCACCAAGGAGACCGAUGUCCAGGCCGUCGUUGCUGCUGUCGAAAGCCAAUUCGGACCGGUGGACCUAUUCUGUUCAAAUGCGGGCAUUUGCCUGAGCGAACCGUCUCACUCAGCCUCCGCCGGCAACGAUGUCUGGAACAGGAGCUGGAAUAUUCACGUGAUGGCCCACGUAUAUGCUGCCCGUGCAGUGCUGCCCGGCAUGAUCGAACGAGGUGAAGGCUAUCUUCUUCAGAUGGCUUCCGCCGCCGGAUUGCUGAGCCAGAUCGGAAACGCGGCCUAUUCGGCAACGAAGCACGCAGCGGUCGGUUUUGCGGAAUCUCUUGCCAUCACGCAUGGUGCAGACGGUAUCAAGGUAUCUGUCAUCUGCCCCCAAUAUGUGGCAACGCCGAUGCUGGGAUAUGGGGACGAAAAUGCCGGUGGCGAUCUGCCGGGCGUGAUUUCUCCGCAAGCCCUGGCGGAGACAGUCGUUCAGGGUGUUGAUGAAGAAGCUUUCCUCAUUCUGCCUCAUCCUGACGUCGCGAAGUACAUCAAGUUCAAGUCCGGCGACUACGACAAGUGGCUGGGAGCCAUGCGCAAGCUGCGCGGCAGCAUUCUGGACCAGGUCGGCACAACCGAGAUCGAAGCCAUGCAUAAACUGGUUUGA